GUCUAAAUUAUUUUUUCUCAUGGAUCAAUUCGUUUUGCCAGAUAAUCAAUUACUUGGUAAAGAGCAAGUUGAAACAGAAGAUUUACCAGUUAUUUCGCAACGAAUUCAAGAUAUAAUAGAAGUGCUUAAUAAUUUUAAAGAGCUAGGAGAUCAUGAAAGAGGAAGAUCUGCUUAUGUCGAACAACUUAUUAAAGAUAUGGCAGUAUACUAUGGAUAUUCGGAGUAUUUGUUAGAAAAACUUUUUAAUUUAUUUUCUGUAUCUGAGGCUUUGGAAUUUUUUGAAGCAAAUGAAGUUCCAAGACCAGUCACAAUACGAACAAAUACAUUGCGAACACGUCGAAGGGAUUUAGCCCAAGCCUUAAUAAAUCGUGGAGUAAAUUUGGAACCAAUUGGAAAAUGGACGAAGGUCGGAUUGACAAUAUUUGAUUCAACAGUUCCAGUAGGAGCUACACCAGAAUAUCUUGCUGGCCAUUACAUAUUACAGUCUGCGUCGUCUUUUUUACCCGUUAUGGCAUUGGCGCCUCAAGAAAAUGAAAAGAUACUAGACAUGGCAUCUGCGCCUGGUGGAAAGUCCACAUAUAUUGCAGCAUUAAUGAAAAAUACUGGUAUAAUAUUUGCUAACGAUUCAAACAAGGAGAGAACUAAAGGUCUUGUAUCCAAUAUACAUCGAUUAGGUAUUAAAAAUACCGUAGUUUGCAACUAUGAUGGACGCGAGUUUCCUACUGUACUUGGAGGAUUUGACAGGGUUCUUUUGGAUGCUCCUUGCAGUGGAACUGGCGUUAUAUCAAAAGAUCCAUCUGUCAAAAUAAAUAAGACCGAGAAAGAUUUUAUUUUAUUACCUCAUUUGCAAAAAGAACUUCUUUUAUCGGCUAUUGACUCUGUAGAUGCCAAAUCGUCUAAAGGGGGAUAUAUCGUAUAUUCAACUUGUUCAGUAACCGUUGAAGAAAAUGAAGCUGUUGUAAACUAUGCUUUAAAGAAACGACCAAAUGUAAAAUUAGUGCUAACCGGAUUGGAUUUUGGAAGAGAAGGAUUUACAAAUUAUAGAGGCAAGGUUUUCCAUCCUUCACUGAAAUUAACAAGAAGAUUCUAUCCUCACGUUCAUAAUAUGGAUGGAUUUUUUGUUUCAAAGUUUAAAAAAUUUUCAAACAAGUAUGAACUGAAAAGAAAGAAUGAUGAUGAAGAUCAUAAAGUUUCAAAAACUAAAAUCGAUAAGUAAUCAAGUGAGUUAAUAUUAAUCAAUCCAUGGAAAUUCGGUUUAAUUCAUAAGAUUACUUUUGGAUGUAUUUUAAGCAAUUUAACACUUUAAAAUUACCAGUUUAGCUGGAAAAAUAAAAUUAUUAUUAAUCAAUAAAUUAUAACCAAAUAUCUUGUAAUAGAUAAAUUCGCUAAUUGAUAUUUGCUAUUAAUAUUUAUUUCUACUAUAUAAUUAAUUAUUA
Rhizophagus irregularis DAOM 181602=DAOM 197198 is the source of this 1436-nucleotide messenger RNA. RefSeq names its product rRNA (cytosine-C5-)-methyltransferase nop2. NCBI's taxonomy places the organism in Eukaryota, Fungi, Glomeromycota, Glomeromycetes, Glomerales, Glomeraceae. The record is from RefSeq and is a predicted model, not a curated record. Gene Ontology annotation, biological process: maturation of LSU-rRNA; rRNA base methylation. Gene Ontology annotation, cellular component: nucleolus. Gene Ontology annotation, molecular function: RNA binding; rRNA (cytosine-C5-)-methyltransferase activity.